Messenger RNA from Alnus glutinosa, 1674 nucleotides. RefSeq names its product protein trichome birefringence-like 35. The coding region runs from base 152 to 1477 and encodes 441 amino acids. Gene Ontology annotation, molecular function: O-acetyltransferase activity. Gene Ontology annotation, cellular component: Golgi apparatus. The transcript has 6 exons. Lineage: Eukaryota; Viridiplantae; Streptophyta; Magnoliopsida; Fagales; Betulaceae. The record is from RefSeq and is a predicted model, not a curated record.
CGGGAAGCACCCAAUCCUGGUCUUAAGUCUCGCGGUAAAUCCAAACCCUUUCAUGUUCUUUGCUUUAGUCAAAACCUCUGACGAGAGACCAGAGAGGGAGACAGAGAGAGUCUCGGAUUUGCUUGCUUUUUAGCAAAUUCGUAGUUCUUUUAUGAUGCAGCGGUGGAGCAGAAAGAAAACCCACUUUCCUUUGCUGGUGGUUCUCUUACUAGUCUUCAUAGUUUUUACAGUCCUCUACAGCGAACGUAGCAUCCAGCGAAUCCAAGAAAACCCGGACCAUGUUCAUCAUCAUCAAGAAGCUUCGGUCACAUAUGUUAAGCCAAAUCGUUUAAACCCAGGUCAAGAGGUUUUGGAUAGAUUCAGUAAGUGCAACUCCACGAGGGAAUAUAGUGGUCGGAGAAUUGCAUGGGUUGACCGUCGCGCGGUGACGGGUCAACGGCGAGUGGCUUCGCAGAGCUGUGAUGUGUUCUCGGGCAAAUGGGUGUUUGAUAAUACUUCUCAUCCGCUGUAUAAUGAGUCGGAGUGUCCGUAUAUGUCGGACCAAUUAGCGUGUCACAAGCAUGGGAGGUCUGAUUUGGGGUACCAGUACUGGAGAUGGCAACCCCACAACUGCAAUUUGAAGAGAUGGAGUGUGACUGAAAUGUGGGAGAAGUUGAGAGGGAAAAGGCUAAUGUUUGUGGGGGAUUCUCUUAACAGAGGGCAAUGGAUAUCAAUGUUGUGUUUGUUACAGUCAGUGAUUCCGGCAAAUAAGAGAUCCAUCACGCCAAAUGCUCCUCUUACCAUUUUCAGAGCAGAGGAGUAUAAUGCAACUGUGGAAUUUCUCUGGGCCCCGUUACUUGUUGAAUCUAAUUCUGAUGACCCUGUGAAUCACAGAUCGGAUGAACGGAUAAUCCGUCCUGAUUCAAUCCUUAAGCAUGCAUCGCAGUGGGAGCAUGCUGACAUACUAGUUUUCAACACAUACUUGUGGUGGCGACAAGGCCCGGUUAAGCUGUUAUGGAGCACUGACAAAAAUGGGGUUUGUGAAGAAUUAGAUGGGCUGGGAGCCAUGGAAUUGGCCAUGGGGGCAUGGGCAGACUGGGUGGCUUCUAAAGUUGAUCCCCUCAAGAAGCGAGUCUUUUUUGUUACCAUGUCCCCGACGCAUCUCUGGAGUCGAGAAUGGGAACCAGGAAGUGAAGGCAAUUGCUAUAAUGAGAAAAACCCAAUAGAUUUGGAAGGCUACUGGGGAAGUGGUUCCGACUUGCCUACAAUGAGCGUGGUGGAGAAGGUCCUCAGUAGGUUAAGUUCAAAGGUUUCAGUUCUCAAUAUUACUCAACUCUCGGAGUAUCGGAAAGACGGCCACCCUUCGAUCUACCGCAAGUUUUGGGAGACACUGAGGCCACAACAACUGUCGAACCCUGCAAGUUACUCUGAUUGCAUACAUUGGUGCUUGCCUGGUGUACCUGAUGUGUGGAAUGAGUUACUAUUCCAUUUUUUGUAAAAAAUAUAUGUAUACUAGAAAGGUCUUCUUAGUUGGUUUCAUAUAGAGAAUUAACAAUGGAAGAGGGGAUUUUGAGUUUUGAUCCUGCCAACGCCAAUGUGUUGAUGCUUCCAUUCUUAAGGGAAGUGGUUGCUUGUAACAAGAUAUUCGGUUAAUUUGUUCGGUCCAAAUAUUAAAGAUUAAGAUUUCGGCUCCAA